This is a messenger RNA of Bactrocera oleae (olive fruit fly), 3462 nucleotides long. The record is from RefSeq and is a predicted model, not a curated record. NCBI's taxonomy places the organism in Eukaryota, Metazoa, Arthropoda, Insecta, Diptera, Tephritidae.
UCGCUGUUGGCUGGCUAGAAAUCAAGUAUCGCUGUUCAUGUGAAGGCUAGUCGCAAGAUUUUUCAGUUCUAGUGGAGCCAUUAGGCUGUUUGGUUCAGUCGCAAUUCGCCAGUGCUUGGACAAAACACAAUUUGUUUUAAUAUUUCGGCAGUGACGUGGUUAAUUACUGUGAAGAUGUCUUUGAUUCGUUUAAUUGGCGCUGAGGUGAGGUUUUUAUGAUAAUCGGACUAAAACGAAUGUACAUACAAUAAAUCAAGCAAUUAAGAAUAUGCCGCAUUAUUGAGAUAACAACAAUGUCAUCGCAAUAAUUGUUUUAUUAUUUGCUCAUUUCUAUUUUAAUUGGUGUUUGUUUUGCUCAGAGCCACGCGUGGCAGUGAAUUCUUUAUCACAAUAAUGUUAUGUAACUUAUUUACGGGUAGAACGCGACCACUACAUGCCGUUGCCUAGCGGCUGCAAAGAAAUAUAUUUUGUAUUGUUUUUGUACAUAGAUAUAACAUAUGUAUAUUUGUGCUUACCUUGCUGCCGGCCAAAGAGCGAAAUGUGUUGAGUGCGUGGCUACCGGUUGGUGUAUUAUUAGUUCGAUUGCCGCGGCGACAGUCAAAACUGAAAUCAAAUAGGUAUAAGUACUUUAACAUACCUGAUAACAUGAAACAAAAUUUUUGUUAAUGUCUUUUGUUAUGAAGAAACAAUAAACAGUUUUUGAUAUUACGAAAUUUCAAAAUGUCAAAUAAUGUGAUGUAGCAAGAGCCAACUAACCGAAAUUAAAGCUUCUGUUGUCUAUUUGGAAUUUUUCCUGCAGGGCAUGUGUGCAUAUACACUAUAAGUAACGCAUGUAUACGAUAUAUAGCGAAAAUGAUAAUAAACCGGCAUGUACGUCAGUUCACAAGUCAACCAAAUAAGUGGAAAGAAUAAGCACAUAUCUAUAUGCAGAUAUAAUCAAGGUGUAUAUAUACAAAGUAUAAUAUACACAUCUCUGUCGCUUUUGGUUUAACAACUUUACGUGCAAUUUUUUUAUACAAUAUAAGCAACAAAAAUGUGAUAUUCUGUUUACCAGUUUGGGAAAAUAAAGUAGCAGUUGGCGAUAAAACUAUAAGUGGUAAUUAAAAACUGUUAUGGCGUCAAUAAGAUGAACAAACGCUAAAAAAUUUUUGAUAAAAAUAUAAACAAACACUUAACUGUAAUAUACUCGUAUACACAUGGUAAUUUAUCAUUUCAAUGAAAAAUGAGCCGUAUGUGUAUUAUAUGUACGUACUUAUAUAGCAGUAAAUUUUCCGCUGCUGUAAACUGUUUACUCUCUUAUUACGAGUGCGAGAAUGCUUGUAUAUAACAUUAGUAUAUUCCUUCAUUGAUUAGCUUUUGCGUUGCGAUGUAAUGCUUUUCCCCAAGCACUUUGACUUUCGCUCAUAGUAGAGUCCGUGCAAUGUCAAAUUAAUUAAAACUGAAAUCAACCGUUUUAUCAACUCAAUUUGAAUACCUCAACAGUUCAUAUGUAGACCUGACUUUGUCAGCAUGCUUUUAGUUUUAUAAUUUAUUCGGCGAUGAAUUUAGCGUACUCAACCGUUUGUGACUGAGUGGUAAAUUGCUUUAUGUACAUCAAUCCUAAUAGAAACGCAAACAACUGGACAAAACAUGUCUACAUAUGGUACAUGUACUAAUAAAUAGGUUGUAAGUGCCGUUUGUUGGCUAAGCGCGGCUACUCUUCUGCUCCAGCAACUACAAAAAUGUUCAUCGAUGGAAAAUUUGUGGAGUCUCAAACCAAAGAAUGGAUAGAUUUGCACGACCCCGCUACCAAUGAGGUCAUUAGCCGGGUACCCAAGUGCACACAAAGUGAGAUGCAAGCUGCUUUGGAAUCGAACAAAAAAGCAUUCAAAUCGUGGAGCCAACAAUCAGUGUUAUCCCGCCAGCAGGUAAUGUUCAAAUUACAAGCAUUGAUCAAAUCGAAUAUGGGUGAAUUGGCCAAGAACAUAACCAAGGAACAAGGCAAAACACUUGCCGAUGCUGAAGGCGACGUCCUACGUGGUUUACAGGUGGUUGAGCACUCUUGUAGCAUUCCCUCACUUGCAAUGGGUGAGACUGUGGCUAACGUGGCACGUGAUAUGGAUACUUAUUCGCUUGUCUUGCCUUUGGGUGUCACCGCGGGUAUUGCACCUUUCAACUUCCCCGUCAUGAUUCCUCUAUGGAUGUUUCCAAUUGCCAUUACUUGCGGCAACACUAUGCUUCUGAAGCCUUCAGAGCGAGUGCCCGGCUCGACUAUGCUGUUGAUGGAGCUGUUAAAUGAAGCUGGAUGUCCACCCGGCGUUGUAAAUGUCAUUCAUGGUCAACAUGAAGCUGUCAAUUUCAUUUGCGAUGCGCCAGAAAUCAAAGCCGUGUCCUUCGUUGGCUCCGAUGCUGCGGGCAAAUACAUUUAUGAGCGUGCUGGCAAAAAUGGUAAACGUGUGCAGAGCAAUAUGGGUGCCAAGAACCACGGUGUUAUUAUGGCCGACGCAAACAAGGAGAACACCUUAAACCAACUGGCUGGUGCCGCUUUUGGUGCUGCGGGUCAACGUUGCAUGGCACUUUCUACUGCCGUGUUUGUUGGUGAAGCACAGAAAUGGAUUCCAGAUUUGGUUGAGCGCGCCAAGAAAUUGAAGGUAAAUGCUGGUCAUGUGCCCGGCACUGAUGUGGGCCCAGUCAUUAGUGAACAAUCGAGGAAACGUAUUAAUCACCUUGUUGAAUCUGGAGUAAAGGAAGGAGCUAAACUCAUUCUCGAUGGACGCAACGUCAAGGUGCCUGGCUAUGAGGCGGGUUACUUCGUGGGCCCCACCAUACUCUCUGACGUUACACCCGAUAUGGAGUGUUACAAAGAGGAAAUAUUUGGACCUGUCUUAGUAAUCUUGAAAUCCGAUACUCUCGAUGAAGCCAUUCAAACCAUCAAUGCGAACCCCUACGGCAACGGUACAGCGAUCUUUACCACUAACGGCGCAACUGCACGCAAGUUCGUCAACAAAAUCGAUGUGGGCCAAGUGGGUGUGAACGUGCCCAUACCCGUAGCUUUACCCAUGUUCUCGUUCACCGGCACGCGUGGCUCCUUUCAAGGGGAUCACCACUUCUCGGGUAAAAUGGGCAUCAAAUUCUACACACAAACCAAGACCGUAACACAAUUGUGGCGCGAAACGGAUGUGACGCACACGCAGGCGGCGGUAGCCAUGCCCACGAUGAAGUAGACCAAAAGUACAUACUGUAUAAAGUGAUAGUCCAGGGCGUUUGUCUUCCUAUUUAAGAUGCCUUAGGGUCAAUGACCGAUACAAAAAUAACAAAGUUGAUAUAUUUUUGUACGCUUGAUAUUUUCUUAACAAUCCAUACAUGGAAUGCUGCAUUUAUUUUUUUGUAUACCUUAAGUAUGUAAAGCUUCUAAGAGCUCGUUUGUUGCAUAAAUGUUAUUAAGAAAUAAACAUAUGAAUACAUAUUGAUAUUAAAAGAAAA